AAUACUUUGUUAGAUACUGGACCACUUCCAAAGUUCAAAGAUGGCAAUAAAAAUAUGUAUUUUGGCCUUCGUUACACUCCUCAUUUUUCAGGUGGAGACAGAGGCAGGUAGUUGCUGCCUCAGUUACACUAAAAGACCCAGACGCUGUGCAGUUCUGAAAGGCUAUGAUAUCCAAGCUAUAACUGGCGGCUGUGAUCUUGCAGCUAUUAUCUUCCACACCGAAAAAGGAAGAUCAAUUUGUGCUGACCCAGCACAGAAUUGGACACAAAGAAGAGUCGAGUGCCUAAAGAUGAAAGCAGCAAGAGUGAAGAACACGGGCAUUGGAUAUGCAUUAUAAGAACUUCUUACUUUUAAAGUUACAGUACUUUUGUUUAUAUAU
This is a messenger RNA of Rhinichthys klamathensis goyatoka, 379 nucleotides long. It is a transcript of the gene ccl20b, whose product is annotated as chemokine (C-C motif) ligand 20b. Bases 41 to 337 code for a protein of 98 amino acids. Lineage: Eukaryota; Metazoa; Chordata; Actinopteri; Cypriniformes; Leuciscidae. The record is from RefSeq and is a predicted model, not a curated record. Gene Ontology annotation, biological process: neutrophil chemotaxis; immune response; cellular response to tumor necrosis factor. The transcript has 4 exons. Gene Ontology annotation, molecular function: CCR chemokine receptor binding; chemokine activity. Gene Ontology annotation, cellular component: extracellular region.